This is a messenger RNA of Notechis scutatus (mainland tiger snake), 1470 nucleotides long. NCBI's taxonomy places the organism in Eukaryota, Metazoa, Chordata, Lepidosauria, Squamata, Elapidae. The record is from RefSeq and is a predicted model, not a curated record.
CAUUCAUUCCAAUCUGGAAAAAAAAAACCAUUUCAAUGUCCGGAUUGUGGGGAAAGUUUCAGUCAAAAUUCCCACCUGGCGAAACACCAGAUGACACACACAGGAGAAAAACCGUAUCAGUGCCUGGAUUGUGGGAAACGUUUCAGCCAGAGAUCCUGCCUAGUGAAACACAAGAGGACUCACACAGGAGAGAAACCAUAUAAAUGUCCUUUUUGUGGGAAAAAUUUCAGUCUGAAUUCCUGCCUGGUGAUACACCAGAGGACACACACAGGAGAAAAACCAUAUCAGUGCCUGGACUGUGGGAAAAGUUUCAAGCAAAAUUCCCAACUGGUGGAACACCACAGGACGCAUACAGGAGAGAAACCGUAUAAUUGUAGUGAUUGUGGAAAAAGUUUUAAGCAGAGUUCUAAGCUUGUGAGACACCAGAGAACUCACACAGGAGUAAAACCAUUUCAAUGUCCAGAUUGUGGGAAAAGUUUCAGUCAGAAUUCCAACCUGAUGAUACACCAGAGAACUCACACUGGAGAAAAACCAUAUCAGUGUCUGGAUUGUGGCAAAAGUUUCAAGCAGAAUUCUAAGCUUAUGAUACACAAGAGGACUCACACAGGAGAAAAACCAUAUGAGUGUCCAGAUUGUGGGAAAAGGUUCAGUCAGAAUUCGAACUUGUUGAUGCACCGGAGGACUCACACUGGAGAGAAACCAUAUGAGUGCCCAGAUUGUGGGAAAAGUUUUAAUUGGAAUUCCGAGUUGGAAGUACACCGGAGGACUCACACUGGAGAAAAACCAUAUGAGUGCCUGGAUUGUGGGAAAAGUUUCCAGCAGAAUUCUAAGCUUGUGAUGCACCGGAGGACUCACACUGGAGAAAAACCAUAUGAGUGCCUGGAUUGUGGGAAGACUUUCCAGCAGAAUUCUAAGCUUGUCAUACACCAGAGGACUCACACAGGAGAAAAACCAUAUGAGUGUCCAGAUUGUGGGAAAGAUUUCAGUAUUAGGUCUAGCCUUAUAAAUCAUGUAAGGUUACACACAGGGGAGAAACCAUAUGAAUGUCCAGAUUGUGGGAAAGAUUUCAGUAGUAGGUCUAGCCUUAUAAAUCAUGUAAGGUUACACACAGGGGAGAAACCAUUCAAGUGCCCAGAUUGUGGGAAGUGUUUCGCACAAAAUUCCUCUCUUAUUGUACACAAGAAAUUCCACAUGAAGCAAAAUUUGAUGUGUGUAGAGGAAUCUUGAAUUUCAUUUUUGUCUUUGGAAGCCCAGUUGAGAAAUUAACCAUUUAAUUUCUUGUCUUAUUCUUUUUAGUCAAAACAUGUCUUGGUAUCAGACAUGAGGGAGGAGAUCUGAGCUUCCUUUCUCUGGAGUUGUGUGGUUGUUCCUCUUCAUAACAUCAAGGGGAAUUGCCAUGCUGGGCCAGAGAAAAGGCGCUUAGAUCUCUAUUAGGUAUAUUUGCCACCUUGAGUUAUUUCUACAUCUAAU